Babesia ovata is the source of this 2067-nucleotide messenger RNA. RefSeq names its product RING zinc finger containing protein. Lineage: Eukaryota; Apicomplexa; Aconoidasida; Piroplasmida; Babesiidae. Bases 1 to 2067 code for a protein of 688 amino acids. The record is from RefSeq and is a predicted model, not a curated record. Gene Ontology annotation, biological process: protein ubiquitination. The transcript is spliced from 3 exons. Gene Ontology annotation, molecular function: ubiquitin protein ligase activity.
AUGACCUCUCCGCACUGCGGAUUUCUGUUUGGUGCUGCAGACAAUGGAAGAGGCAAGUGUGUGGUGCUUGAGCGGCUGCACCUAGCAACCCGCGGCGUCGGUGACUGGGAGUCACUGGCGCGAACGCUGGGAGAAUAUCGCUGCAGUCGCCGCUUUUUGACAGAGGGUUCUACGAUUUUAGUGAGACGAACGAAGCGUGGCUCCCCGGGUCUCGCGCGUGCCUUCUCAGGGGUUACAUCUACGCAUGGCAAUGAUGUUGUUGUGUCUGAUGUGCCUCGUAGCGGCCUGUUAUCGCACAAGGGAGACUCUGAAGCUCCCUUCUCACCGAACGAUGGUUCAUUUGACGCGGACAAUGUCGCAUAUCGCAGGUUUUCCGGCAGUGAAGGUGAACGAGCUGCCGAUUCUACAAACCACCAAUCUCCCGGCGUUACCAGCUCUGUGAGCGAUUCGUCCAAGGAACGGGGUAGUGACGCUGAGUCAGAGCAUGCUCAACGUCCGGGUAGCACUGGAGCGUCCACUUCCUUCUUCAGCGUUUGCAGCGCCGCUUUCGAACUGACGAGGUCGUUCUCUUGUAGAGAACCUCCCAUCUCGACAGACGACAGCGUAGAGUAUGUUGUUGUCAAGUGCGAGCCUUCAGGCGGGUACAUAGGCAAGGAUACGGUGUUGUAUACCGACGAAAGGUUGCCUGUUUUGAGUCGGGUUGAUUUGUUGUGGGAUGUGGAAAAUGAGUCACACGUCCAGCGUUGUGUCGGCCACUUAUUAGGGCCAAAUAACUCCUCAAAGUUGACGAAGGCUAUUCUAUUGCAACAGGAACGUUUGUUCGGCCCCUAUAGAGUUGAAUCUAUUGGGACGGGGUCGAUUGCCAGUUGUGUUCGGAAGACGAUAUUUCUUAACAGCUCUGACGAACGCAUGGCUGAUGGCAACACUCAGUCUCACGGUUCUACGUUGGAGACGUUCAAUGCUACAGAGACGCUCUUUCAAAAGAUGUUUCGUUACAUAUUGAUGAGCGCAUUAUCAUCGGACUUCCUGGUUUUUUACCCCGGCCGGACGCUUACCGUGCGUGACCUCAGGAUGUUCGUGUCUCGUACUGCCCCUUGUACUCGACCAGGUAUUAUCGGACCGUCAACGAAAAUAUACGUUGGAGUGGACACCGUGGGAGAGUGCGCUUCAGUGUCGGUGGCCCCUCUGAGGGACACGCUGCCAACCACGUACGAGUACAACCUUCUCAAGGAUUGUGUUGAACCGUACUUUCGCGGCCACCGAUCGCGCACGUUUCAAGUGGACGACGUAUUCCGAUUCGGUGGAGUGCAGUUUCGCGUGGUUGGUUUCGAGCACCAACGCGAGGAGCCUACGCAUUUUCUCAAUUUUGACCUGAUGAGUCCAUUCGCCCGCCGUGGAAGUUGCGGACGUGUUGGAGCACGGUCGGAAAUACGCGUUUCAGAUCCCGUUGACCCUCGACUGACCGACUUAUUGUCUGCUGAGCAGCUGCGCCACCUAAGGCGCUGUGCGCCCAACCAGAGAGAAUUGCUAAUGUUCAAGUUGGCAUCUCAGCUGGAUAUGGAUUCAAUAGGACGUCUAUACGGACACAACGAUAAUGCACAGCGGGGAGUAUCAUUUGAACGGAUUGAAACCUCUUAUUCGGGUUACCAUCGCAGCUUCUCAUCUACCCUUACCGAUACGGUUCAUCAGUACAACAUAGGGGAUACACCCGUCGCGACGAUCACUCCCAGCUCUGGAUGGUCCGACCAGAUGUGUACUGUAUGUUGCGAAGCCAUCGAUGAAGCCGCUCCUUCAGGCAUAUUCACUUAUGCAUGCGGCCAUGUGUUCCACGAGAAGUGUGCGAGGGAAUGGAUAAAUAUGUGUGGAACGUCAUGCCCCAACUGUCGCCAUUGCAGCAUGGAGGUGUCAGCUCCCUGUGACACCGGAGAUGCAUACGCCUUCCACACCCUUUCCGACUGUGACGACACGGACAUGUCGGAUAACUGCGCCGAAUCAGUAAAUCACGAAAGUGGCAGCUCGUCCGGUACAUCGGAAUUGCUGCACUGGUUUAAUUCGCAGGAGGCAUAA